Messenger RNA from Rattus rattus (black rat), 2400 nucleotides. RefSeq names its product glutamate decarboxylase like 1 (gene Gadl1). Bases 16 to 1524 code for a protein of 502 amino acids. The record is from RefSeq and is a predicted model, not a curated record. Gene Ontology annotation, biological process: carboxylic acid metabolic process. Gene Ontology annotation, cellular component: cytoplasm. NCBI's taxonomy places the organism in Eukaryota, Metazoa, Chordata, Mammalia, Rodentia, Muridae. The transcript is spliced from 14 exons. Gene Ontology annotation, molecular function: pyridoxal phosphate binding; carboxy-lyase activity.
ACUGACCAGAAGGAGAUGACCCCUGGUAAGAAGAUCCCUGUCUUCGUGGAUGGGGUUGUACUUAAUGGACCACAAACAGAUGUGAAAGCUGGAGAAAAAUUUGUUGAAGAAGCCUGUAGGCUAAUAAUGGAAGAGGUGGUUUUGAAAGCUACGGACGUCAAUGAAAAGGUGUGUGAGUGGCAGCCCCCUGAGCAGCUGAGGCAGCUCCUUGACCUGGAGAUGAGGGACACGGGAGAGUCACAGGACAAGCUGCUGAAACUCUGCCAAGAUGUCAUCCGCUACAGUGUCAAAACCAACCACCCGAGAUUUUUCAACCAGCUGUAUGCGGGCCUUGACUAUCACUCCUUGGCUGCCCGGAUUAUAGCAGAGGCACUGAACCCAAGCAUUUAUACGUAUGAGGUGUCCCCAGUGUUUCUGUUAGUGGAAGAGGCGGUUCUGAAGAAAAUGAUUGAAUGUGUUGGCUGGAAAGAAGGGGAUGGAAUAUUUAACCCAGGUGGCUCAGUCUCCAAUAUGUGUGCAAUGAAUUUAGCCAGAUACAGACAUUGCCCUGAUAUCAAGGACAAAGGCCUGUCUGGUUUGCCAAGAUUAAUCCUUUUCACGUCGGCAGAGUGUCAUUACUCCAUGAAGAAAGCGGCCUCCUUCCUUGGGAUUGGCACCCAGAAUGUGUACUUUGUAGAAACGGAUGGAAGAGGUAAAAUGAUACCAGAGGAGCUGGAGAAACAAAUCUGGCAAGGGAAACAAGAGGGGGCAGUGCCGUUUCUUGUCUGUGCCACCUCUGGUACCACCGUGCUGGGCGCCUUUGACCCCCUGGAUGAGAUUGCUGAGGUCUGUGAGAGGCAUGGCCUCUGGCUCCAUGUAGAUGCCUCUUGGGGUGGCUCGGCUUUGGUGUCCAGGAAGCACCGCCGGCUCCUGCAUGGCAUCCACAGGGCUGACUCGGUGGCCUGGAACCCACACAAGAUGCUGAUGGCGGGAAUCCAGUGCUCCGCUCUACUUGUCAAGGACAAAUCUGAUCUUCUUAAGAAGUGCUACUCUGCCAAAGCGACAUAUCUGUUCCAGCAGGAUAAAUUCUACGACGUCAGCUACGACACGGGAGACAAGUCCAUCCAGUGUAGCAGGAGACCUGAUGCCUUCAAGUUCUGGAUGACCUGGAAGGCUGUGGGCACAUCAGGACUUGAGGAGAGAGUUAAUCGUGCCUUUGCUCUAUCUAGGUACCUGGUCGACGAAAUCAAGAAAAGAGAAGGCUUCAAGCUGCUGAUGGAACCUGAAUAUACCAAUGUGUGCUUUUGGUACAUUCCACCGAGUCUCCGAGAGAUGGCGGAAGGACCAGAGUUCUGGAGAAAGCUCAGUUUGGUGGCCCCAGCCAUUAAGGAGAAAAUGAUGAAGAAGGGGAGUCUCAUGUUGGGCUACCAGCCCCACCGGGGGAAAGUCAACUUCUUCCGCCAGGUGGUCAUCAGCCCUCAAGUGAGCCGGGAAGACAUGGACUUCCUGCUGGAUGAGAUAGACAGCCUGGGUAGAGACAUGUAGCCACGGCUUUCAUCCCCCAGAGGCAUCACUCCUGUCCUGGGGACGGUCACGGAUCCAGUGCAUCUGAAGACUCACUAGAUAGAUGACGGUCCUGGUGAGAUUAGGAAACACGCCCACUCCCCACACAGAAAACGCUAAGCAAAUAGUCCUAAGGGUUCUUUGGCUGCCUGCUGCUACUGCUUGUAGAACGGAGAAAGUAGACAUAAUAAAAAAAUUAUUCUCUCAAAUAUCAUCCUUUGAAACAACCCCGAGGACACUUUAGGCAGUGCCACGCGGAUGGAUGCUGGUUUGUAAGCUCCCAUUGCUCUUUAAAGAACACAGAAACGCAACGUGGAGCUUACAGCAGUGAACCCCAGUGUGGCCCCUGUACCACCAGCAUCAGCACCGUCAGGGACUUACUAAAAAUACAAAUUCUCCAGCCUUACCCCACACCACCUGAAUCAGAAACUCUGGCUGGUUCCAGCAUCCUGAGUUUUAAUAAGCCCAACAGGUGAGUCUGAUGCACAAUAAAUUCUGAGAGACAAUGGUCCAGUAAAAAGCCUUUAUGGGUGUUUUACCCCCUAAAGGACAUGUGAUAUUUCAGUAGCCUCUCAGCCAGUCUUUGAAAAAUACAGACCACAUCCCCACACCUCGCUAGCUAGUUAUAUGCUAGAAAUGGUUUAUCUUAACACUUAAAAAGUGGAAAAGAAUGUACAGCAAAUGUGGGCUUGUUGAGUCAUUUUUCUAGUAGGUAAUCAUGGGAAACUCAAUAGCUAUAGUUCAGGUCCCAUUCUGCCUUUAGUGAGACACAGCAGCUUCUCGACUGUUGGAAAAUAACACUGAGGUCAGAUAGUUUGCAAUCCCAUUAUAUUUUUUUGAAAUAUUCAAAUAUAUAUA